UUCAUUAGUGUCGGCAAUGGACUCCAAACACAAACAAAUGCUGAGUCCAGUCAUUAAAGGCAAAGCCAUUGCUCUCAUGAAUGUCUCGAAGACUAUUGAUUUGCGUUUGAAGUUAAGACAAGUGAUGGCAAAUGGCUUUAGGAGUGAUGUCCAGUUCAGACACAGUCCUCAUGGAGAGGACAAUGUGUUGGUCGCUCUGUUCGAUGACAAUGACAUCGACUUCGAGGUUGGAUUCGACAACAGAUCCAUUGAUAAGCGAAGAAUGGCUUUCACUAUGACUUAUGGCAAAGAGUAUGAAUACAUCAUAAGUCGUGGAUUGGCGACACUCGUAGCACUGGAAACCAAUGGCAAUCACUUAAGAUUCUUGAGUCCCAACAAACCGAUGGCUAAUCUGGUGGUGGAUCUCGUGGCACAAAAAGCACAGAUCAGUCGCGAGAGCUCAGAGAUCCUGUGCUCACGGAUUGGUAUUAACAUUUCCAAAUGGAUGGUGUAUAAUAUAAGUCAAAAAGCUGCUUAUUUAGUGAACACUCCGUUUUGUCAGAUAAUCCAAUGGCCACUGUUUGACACGGAUGUCAUACCACUCUAUGUGAACAAAUCGGGUGAUAGUAUUGUCUGCAAACCAGCAUUCAAUGGAUUGGACGAUAGGAUACUCAUCGAGAGAUUCAAUGCAACCGCCAUUCGAGUCAUAAAUGUGUUCAACGAUAGGAUCGAGUGUUUUGCCGCAAGUCUUGUCCGCAACACUGAUGACAUCAUUUCGUUCACAAAACUCAUCAAAUUUGAUGAAAAACUUGUCAAAUACUUUCCCCACGAUUUGGCUGUACUUAUCAAAUGCUCACUUGUUGACCAAGGGGUGUCCUUGUUCAGUUUUAUGAAAUCAAAAAGUAUCGAAAGAGUUAUACCACUCAUACCGGAGAUUAAACCACAAACGGACGCCAAACAAGACACUGAUUUGCCAAACAUAUUGUUUGUGGGCUUUGACUCGGUUUCCAGACUUAACUUUGACAGACAUAUGCCGAUCACGAGUCGGCUAUUGGCCAGACAUCACUUCUACACAAUGUAUGGCUUCAACAAAGUGGGUGACAAUACUUUCCCCAAUCUCACCCCACAAUUGACCGGACAUUAUGUUCACGACAUCUGGAGUGAGGACAUGAAGACCACUCAUUUCGAUUACUUCCCAUUCAUAUGGAAAGAAUAUAAAGAGAGGGGGUUUCUGACCCUUUACAUGGAGGACCAUCCAAGGCUUAAUACAUUCAAUUGGAAACGCAUUGGCUUUGAUAGGCCGCCCACUCAUUACUAUUUGAGACCUUAUUUUUUAUCCAUUAAUGACAAUACGGAUGACAAUUGCUAUUAUAGUAGACCACGGGUUGAGAUAUUUUACGAGUAUUUAUAUGAUUUUGUGAAUACAAUGCAUGAAAGAAAGCAAAAGUAUUUUGCCUAUCAUUUUAUGGUGAAAGUAACGCACGAC
This is a messenger RNA of Oppiella nova, 1465 nucleotides long. NCBI's taxonomy places the organism in Eukaryota, Metazoa, Arthropoda, Arachnida, Sarcoptiformes, Oppiidae. The record is from the annotation of a GenBank genome assembly.